Branchiostoma belcheri (Belcher's lancelet) is the source of this 1327-nucleotide messenger RNA. RefSeq names its product leucine-rich repeat-containing protein 15-like. Lineage: Eukaryota; Metazoa; Chordata; Leptocardii; Amphioxiformes; Branchiostomatidae. The record is from RefSeq and is a predicted model, not a curated record. Gene Ontology annotation, cellular component: plasma membrane. The coding region runs from base 17 to 1177 and encodes 386 amino acids. Gene Ontology annotation, molecular function: protein binding. The transcript has 6 exons.
UGCUCAGUACUGUUCGAUGCAAUGCCGUUGUGAAGGUACUACCAUGGACUGCAGCCACGUAGCUUGGGUAAGAUUUCCUCGUGACGAAGCCAUAUUUUCUUCAACGGAAACUCUUCUGAUGAACGAUAACCGGAGGAUAACUGUGCCUUUGGGGCCUCGAAUUCCAAACCUGUUAGAACUAAGCCUCGAAGAUAACUGGAUCACGACGCUUGAAAGAUCCCCCUUCCGCCUGCGGCCAAAUCUGAAGGUUCUUCGGCUUGAGGGGAAUAAAAUCAUCCAUGUGGUCAGGGAUGCCUUUGAUGGACUUGACAAACUUGUGAAACUGUAUCUGAACCGUAACAACAUCGAAACGGUAGAAGCGUUUGGAGGAAGUUCUGCUACAAGUAGUUUGGAAAUUCUGGACUUACAGAGAAACAAACUCGAGUCUAUAACGAUUGGUACUUUCACUGGAAUUCCGUUGCUCACGGAGCUCAACUUAUCGUCCAAUAACAUCUCAACGAUUGAAGAUGGGAGCUUCAGUGGUCUCAAAAAGUUACGUGUCCUCUACCUGCAUUCCAACCAGAUCUUUCGGCUGACCAACGAGACAUUUAUGGGGCUGUCCUCAUUGAAGCGUCUUGUUUUGGCUGACAAUAAGAUACAGAAUCUACCAGAUAUGGUCUUCAGUGAUUCCACAACGCUAGAGUUUCUUGAUCUUGUAUCUAACGGCAUCUCCCAAAUCACAGAGGCAGCAUUCUCUGGAUUGUUCAAUCUUACGGGUCUGUAUCUGGGUAGUAACAACAUCAGUUUUGUGGAGGACGGUGCGUUUCGUGAUCUGGUCAAACUAAACACGUUGUCACUGUCCAACAACAAGCUACAGGACAUCUCAGCUUCAACUUUUAUCGGUCUGGCUCCUGACGAUAGAACAGACAGUACAGGACUGGAGGUGCUGCACCUCUCUGGGAAUCGUCUCACGGCUGUGAGGAGGGAGGAUUUCGCAAGGCUGACAAAACUGACUUCUUUGCGGCUAUCCGUCAAUGAAAUUACAAGUGAAGGACUGGAAGAUGGUUCAUUCGCCAACCUCGGCAACCUUGUCUACUUUACUCUAAGGCGCAACCUUCUUACGAAUAUUUCUGCAGCAACACUUCAAGGAACCCCUACAGUAGUAACUCCUUUCACCCUGAUGUAUUCGGCAAUUUAACGGCACUACAAUACCUGGAUAUCUUCAGAGCAACGAGCUUGUCACCGCGUGUGUUUCGCCACCUACCCUGCCUCCAAACUGUGACAUUUGGGAACAGUCUUACCUGCGAUUGUGACAUACUUGAUCUGGCGAAAUGGCUGAAUAAAACAG